AUGGCUUCCAGAUCAGAGAAGGAUCUCUGCUGCCCGGUCUGUCGCGAUGUCUUUAUGGUUCCGGUGGUUCUGUCAUGUAGCCACACCUUCUGUAAGGAGUGUCUGGUGACCUGGUGGAGAGAGAAACCAGCAAGAGAGUGUCCAGUUUGUAAGAGGAGAUCUUCAAUGGAUGAUCCACCGUUUUUAGAAUCGGCUCAGAGAGCUUCAGAGGUUCUCUGCAGUCUGCACUCUGAGAAACUCAAACUCUUCUGUCUGGACCAUCAGAAGCCAGUGUGUGUCAUCUGCAAAGAUUCAGAAAAACACACCAAGCACAGAUUCAUAUCCAUCGAUGAAGCUGCUCAGCAACACAAGAAGGACCUUGAACAAGCUCUGCAGCCUUUGAAGGAGAACCUGACUGUCAGGAAGAAAGUUCAAGAGGAGUUUGAUCGGACCGCAGAGCAUCUGAAGGUCCAGAGCCAAAACACAGAGAGGCAGAUUCAGGAGCAGUUCAGGAAGCUUCAUCAGUUUCUAGCAGAGGAAGAGGAGGCCAGGCUGGCUGCACUGAGGGAGGAAGAGGAGCAGAAGUGGGGAGUGAUGAAGGAGAAGAUGGAGGCUCUGAGCAGAGAGACAGCAACUCUGUCAGACACAGUCAGAGCCGUGGAGGAGGAGCUGAGAGCUGAAGACGUCUCCUUCCUGACCAACUUCAAAGCUACAGUGGAAAGAGUCCAGCGCUGCCCCCUGCUGGAGGAUCCACAGCUGCCCUCAGGAUUUCUUAUAGACCAGGCCAAACAUCUGGGCAACCUGGCCUUCAACAUCUGGAGCAACAUGAAGGACACAGUGUCCUACACGCCUCUCAUCCUGGACCCAAACACGGCUGAUUCUCGACUGAUCCUGUCUGAAGAUCUGACCAGUGCAACUUUUGGAGAGAAUCAGCAGUUUCCUGAUAAUCCAGAGAGGUUCGACACCUUGUGCGCUGUCCUGAGUUCUGAGGGCUUUAACUCGGGAAAGCACAGCUGGGAUGUUGAUGUUAGCGGCAGUGAAUUCUGGGAGCUUGGGGUGUUAGCAGAGUCUGCCCAGAGGAAGGGAAACAUGGAGUCUGGAUUUCUGGUUCUAUGCUUCUAUGAAAGACAUUAUUCAGCGGAGUCUGCAACAGCUCCUCCUAGAGAACUCUACAUUCAGAAGAUGUUCCAGAGGAUCAGAGUGAAUCUGGACUGGGACAGAGGAAAACUGACGUUCUCUGAUCUGGAUACUAACACACACAUACACACCUUCAUACACACCUUCACAGACAAAAUGUUUCCAUACAUCAACACGGUGGAUAAAGUAAAAAUCCUACCAAUGAAGAUCUCAGUGAUCAAAUAGCAGGUCUGAAGGUUCUCAGCAUGAAGAACACAAAGUUCACUUCACACUUUAUUAUUCAAUG
Poecilia latipinna (sailfin molly) is the source of this 1402-nucleotide messenger RNA. Its product is annotated as nuclear factor 7, brain-like. The transcript has a single exon. Gene Ontology annotation, molecular function: zinc ion binding; protein binding. Bases 1 to 1341 code for a protein of 446 amino acids. The record is from RefSeq and is a predicted model, not a curated record. Lineage: Eukaryota; Metazoa; Chordata; Actinopteri; Cyprinodontiformes; Poeciliidae.